AUGUGGGAUAGAACGGCUAGUUGCAUUAGGGUAGUAGCUAGGGAAGUGCUGGGGGUCUCGACAAGUAGUCGUGGUGGGCAUCGAGGGAAUUGGUGGUGGAAUGGAGAAGUGCAAAGGAAGGUGGAAGCAAAGAAGAUGGCGUAUGCGAAGUUGAUAGAAAGCAAGGAUGAGGUGGAGAAGUGGACGAAUAGGGAACUUUAUAAGAUGGCGAGGAAGGAGGCGAAGUUGGUGGUUUCGAUGGCAAAAACGGUAGCUUUUGAACGCCUUUAUGUUGAACUAGAGGAAAAAGGCGGGGAUAAGAAAUUGUUUAGGCUAGCCAAGGCGAGGGAGAGGAGGGCACGUGAUGUGGAUCAAGUGAAGUGCAUCAAGGACGAGCAUUGCAAAGUAUUGGUAGAGGAGACUCACAUUAGACGGAGAUGGCAGUCAUACUUUCGUAAACUCUUGAAUGAAGAAAGGGACAGGAACAUUGUGUUGGAAGCUUUAGAACAUACAUGGAGUCGUCACGAUUUUGGGUAUUACAGGAGUAUUAAGGUUGAGGAGGUUAAGGGUGCUACAACAAUGAUGCCUGAAGAAUGGAGGUCGAGUGUAAUGAUCCCUUUAUACAAGAACAAGGGCGCUAUCCAGAGUUGCAACAACUGUAGAGGUAUCAAGCUGCUAAGCCAUAAUAUGAAAGUGUGGGAAAGGGUAGUGGAGAUGAGGGAAAUGAUCUCCAUGUCAAGGUCUUUAAGGGAAUUUAACUGGUGGGUUAGGAUCCAGUCAACUUAG
Messenger RNA from Lycium ferocissimum, 765 nucleotides. RefSeq lists its product as uncharacterized. Bases 1 to 765 code for a protein of 254 amino acids. The record is from RefSeq and is a predicted model, not a curated record. NCBI's taxonomy places the organism in Eukaryota, Viridiplantae, Streptophyta, Magnoliopsida, Solanales, Solanaceae. The transcript is spliced from 3 exons.